Messenger RNA from Aptenodytes forsteri (emperor penguin), 1323 nucleotides. It is a transcript of the gene KCNJ5, whose product is annotated as potassium voltage-gated channel subfamily J member 5. The transcript has 3 exons. Bases 37 to 1323 code for a protein of 428 amino acids. Gene Ontology annotation, biological process: regulation of monoatomic ion transmembrane transport; potassium ion import across plasma membrane. Lineage: Eukaryota; Metazoa; Chordata; Aves; Sphenisciformes; Spheniscidae. Gene Ontology annotation, cellular component: plasma membrane. Gene Ontology annotation, molecular function: G-protein activated inward rectifier potassium channel activity. The record is from RefSeq and is a predicted model, not a curated record.
UUAAGCAUAGUUUUGCAUGUCAACAGUGGCCCAGCCAUGGCCGGAGAUUCUAGGAUCUUCAUGAACCAGGACAUGGACAUCGGAGUUACAUCCAGAGAGCCUAAGAAGAUUCCCAAACAGGCUCGGGAUGAUGUCCCCAUUGCCACUGACCGAACCCGCCUCAUAUCAGCAGAAGGUAAGAAGCCACGUCAGCGUUACAUGGAGAAAAGUGGCAAGUGCAAUGUGCACCAUGGAAAUGUCCAAGAAACCUAUCGAUACCUUAGUGACCUCUUCACUACGCUGGUGGACCUCAAGUGGCGUUUUAAUCUUCUUGUCUUCACUAUGGUCUACACCAUCACUUGGUUGUUUUUUGGGUUCAUAUGGUGGCUCAUUGCCUAUAUCCGGGGGGACCUGGACCAUCUUGAAGAUGAGAACUGGAUUCCCUGUGUUGAAAAUCUCAGUGGAUUUGUUUCUGCAUUUCUGUUUUCCAUCGAGACUGAGACGACAAUUGGGUAUGGCUAUAGGGUCAUAACAGAGAAGUGCCCAGAGGGCAUCGUACUGCUCCUGAUCCAGGCUAUUCUGGGCUCCAUUGUCAAUGCGUUCAUGGUGGGAUGUAUGUUUGUCAAGAUCAGCCAACCAAAGAAGAGGGCUGAAACCCUCAUGUUUUCUAACAAUGCAGUGAUUUCCAUGAGGGAUGAGAAGCUCUGCCUCAUGUUCCGGGUUGGAGACCUCCGCAAUUCCCACAUUGUCGAGGCUUCCAUUAGAGCCAAACUGAUUAAGUCCAAACAGACCAAAGAAGGAGAGUUUAUCCCCUUGAACCAAACGGACAUCAACGUGGGAUUUGACACUGGAGACGACAGAUUGUUCCUGGUGUCACCUCUUAUCAUCUCGCAUGAAAUCAACGAGAAAAGCCCCUUCUGGGAGAUGUCCCGCACCCAACUGGAGAAGGAGGAGUUUGAAAUUGUGGUCAUCUUGGAAGGAAUGGUGGAAGCAACAGGGAUGACUUGCCAGGCUCGCAGCUCCUACAUGGACACCGAGGUGCUGUGGGGACAUCGCUUCACUCCUGUCCUCUCCCUGGAGAAGGAUUUUUAUGAAGUCGACUAUAAUAGCUUCCAUAGCACUUACGAGACCAACACUCCUGUGUGCUGUGCCAAAGAGCUGGCUGAGUCUCGCCGGGAAGGCCAGCUCCUCAGCCACCUCUCCAGUGCCACCCUCCUGAGCGGAGGCAGAGAAGCAGAGACAGCAAAAGGGGAAGAGGAAGAAGAGGAAGAAGGCAGGGAGCCAGCAGGAUUGAAUGGAGCCAAUGGGACAGCAGGAGAGGUGAAAGAAGAUAUGCCUGUAUAA